AUGGUUGGAAACCUCGACAAUCCCAAGCGAAGCUUCUUGCUCGAGCAACUCAAAGUCGCCCAAAGCAAAGAUGCGUCUGACAUUAAGCCGCCAACCAACAUGGUUCAAGCCACGUUCAUGCUGAGUCGGGCCCAAAUCGAGUGGCUCAGGAACUGUCUAAGCGCGGGUUAUGUCGAGGCGGAAAGGAACAAGUUACCGAAGGAAGAUGGGGUGGGCCCCGCUUCGGAAGCGAUUGCGAGAGCGAUUCGGGAGUUUGAAGCAAGUGGGGUAUUGAAAGACACGGCGGAGGUCUGGGAUAGGCUUUACAGAACUUUGACUCGGUUGGGUGACAUAUUCGUUCUUGUUGGCGGGUCUCCAAAAUUUCAGGUCUACGAAACGGAUUUCAGAUGGGAAAAGCCAAGGAAGACAAAGAUGGUAUCGAUUAAUAGAGUGGGAAGCUUUUAUAUUGGAGAUAGCAGGGACGAAAAAAGUGGGGUCAAGGUCGGUUUAGCACUGCCUGAGGACGAAAUACGUAUCUUUGCUUCUCUGUUUGAGAAGGGUGUGGAAGUCGGACGCGGAUUACAUCCUACCUCGCCCAUACAGUAA
Messenger RNA from Magnolia sinica, 585 nucleotides. RefSeq names its product coumaroyl-CoA:anthocyanidin 3-O-glucoside-6''-O-coumaroyltransferase 2-like. The record is from RefSeq and is a predicted model, not a curated record. NCBI's taxonomy places the organism in Eukaryota, Viridiplantae, Streptophyta, Magnoliopsida, Magnoliales, Magnoliaceae. The transcript is spliced from 2 exons. The coding region runs from base 1 to 585 and encodes 194 amino acids.